AUGCUCCCUUCCCUCACCCUGUCGACGAUGUGUACCCUCAUCCAACUCGCUUGGGCAGGAUGGGUAUGCACAUGGACAACCCUACUCUUGUUUCUUUUGGCGAUUUUUAAUGCUUGUGCUAUUAUCAGUAGAUUCACAAGGAUUGCAGGGGAAACAUUUGGGAUGUUAAUUUCUGUACUUUUCAUUCAAGAGGCCAUCAAGGGACUGGUGAGUGAGUUCAAAGCUCUCAAAUCUGUUGAACCAAAUUCACCCAAAGAUCAAUUUCAGUGGCUUUACACUAAUGGAUUGCUUGGUAUUAUAUUUUAA
Messenger RNA from Lactuca virosa, 306 nucleotides. Lineage: Eukaryota; Viridiplantae; Streptophyta; Magnoliopsida; Asterales; Asteraceae. The record is from the annotation of a GenBank genome assembly.